Messenger RNA from Dendronephthya gigantea, 850 nucleotides. Its product is annotated as protein ARV1-like. Bases 113 to 700 code for a protein of 195 amino acids. Gene Ontology annotation, biological process: sterol metabolic process; sphingolipid metabolic process; regulation of plasma membrane sterol distribution. The record is from RefSeq and is a predicted model, not a curated record. The transcript has 7 exons. Gene Ontology annotation, cellular component: Golgi apparatus; cortical endoplasmic reticulum. Lineage: Eukaryota; Metazoa; Cnidaria; Anthozoa; Malacalcyonacea; Nephtheidae.
UUUUGUUUGUGUCGAGUGUGGGCAAAAAUCUGAAGAGAUAUACAAAGAAUUUAGAGGAGGAAGCUUUAAACUUUGCAUCUGUAAAUUUUGCAAGAAAAGAGUUGAUAAAUAUAUGGAAUUUGAUACUGUCAUUGUUUUUCUGGAUAUCAUUCUCCAUAAGAUUCAAGCAUACCGUCACCUGGUUUUCAAUAAACCUCCAAAGAUUUAUUGGCAGCUUGGGAUAAUCUAUCUCCUUUGUGACUCUUAUAUCAAAUGGUAUAACGUGAAGCACAAAGGUUUUCACGAGUUUGGGACGAUAACAGAUUUUUCUGUACUCGAAAUGCAGUUUUAUUUCAUGUUCUUUGUGUCAUGUUUAGAAACAAUCGUUUUUCUCUCAGCAAUUCUCGUGGCAAUACAAACAUUUGCGUACUGGACAAGUCUUGCAAUUAUUCCGAGGUAUGGUGAUAUUCUUCGAGUUCUAUUGCUGUCCAGUUUUGGUAAACUUUUGGCAUUCCCAGCCGUGAUCUGGGGUCAAACACACAGUGCGGUCUAUCUCGGGCUGACAAGAUUGUUCAUUUUUACUUCAAAUAUUGUCGCUUUUAAAGUUCUUUUUGGCAAGAUAAUUCCUGCAAUAUUCAUUGUGACCUUUGGCAAUGGACUGAUGUACAGUUUUAUAGCUGGAUAUAGGACACUAGAACUUCAGGAAUAUAUUGUUCGAUGAUGCCCCGAACGAUGAAACUAAUUCAAAGACUUAUAUGGCAUUGUAUGGGCAAUCAAAAUUAACAUUGUAUUAUUUAGCUAUAAAUAAGCUAUUAUUUGAAAGAGCUGAAUGUAACAUAAUAAGUUCUUUUUUCAGAAUUGCUAUGGCAGU